CACACACACAUCCCCCUGUUCCUAAUAGCGGUCACUGUACAGUGGGGUUUAGUCUAAGCUCGGCACAUAGAUGAGGACGAGGAGUGGAAUCGUGGAUGAUAGAUCUCUGCUCUCUCUGACAGCAUUUCCAAAGGAGGAGUGGAGACAGAGGUGAGAUGCCCAGCAAUAGCUAGACCCUCUUAUAGCAGCCUUGGAUGGAGGGAAGCUCUUCUGCUGCAUGGACAUGUAAACCCAACAAACAGGCCAUAUCUGAUAUCUGACCUGGUGUCAGUGAAGACACAGAAAGGGCACUGCUGCAUAUCUCCUCAGAUGCCCCAUAUCAUUUUGAGCAGCAGUAUAUUAUAUUGCCCUCUAAGACAAGAUGGAUUUCUUUUUCCAACUGCAUUUCGGUCGACGUCAAAAAAGACAAAAGCAUUUUGCUGCAGUGCGUCACAAAUGUCCUGCUAUUCAGACCAGUAAAGCCAGGAGGCGCUCGAGUGUCGGUCUGCCCUCGGUGGCACUGGUGCAGUCCAGGCGCUCCUCCAUUGGUUUGCCUCUAGUUGGUACUGACCAACGCAGGCGCCCGAGCGUCGGCUUACUGGUGGCCAGUGGACAGAAACGGCAGUCUAUCAUAGAGCUGGGGCUGGGAAGCACAAGUGAAGGAGCAUCUGGAAGAGGAGCAGAGGUCACCGUCAAGAGAGGAAGACACACGUUUCAUAAUCCUCCCUGCGAUCAGCGUCCCUGUUGCACAGUCUCCUGUGCACGCCAUUCUAAGGUAAAAUCUAUUGAACCUCAUUUACUCGGAUCCUCUAUGUUACUGGCAAGUUUAGUCCAGAUGGGCACAGGACUGAAUAAGGAAGAAGAGGAUGAAGAGGAGCAGGAUCUCUCCCAGUGCUCCUGUUCUGAGUCUGAUGGAGAAGCAGAGAGUGAUAAAGAAGUGGAGAGCAGGGCUGAUGACGUGAGCUACACGGCUCAGAUGCACCUAACACAGGCUGUCGUUAUGGAAAACAUUAAAUCCCGGCCCUUACUCCGGCCUCCUCGCUGUCUGAGAAGAAAUUCCUCACACCUGCUUCCUUCAGACUCCGUGUUUCAGGACAACGACUCGGGCUAUGGAGUCUAUGGCCGAUAUCAUCCACUGGGGUCGAGUCACGCUCACGGUGAUUCGAAGAACACAAUCCCCACUUCCAUGACCAGCCCCAGUCUGCGCCAGCUGGCUUCAGCAGAGCUGAGCUCUGAUGUUGGGGCAGCAGCAGCAGAAGGUCCCUUAUCUGGUUCCACGCUCCAUAAAAGCUGUUCCUCACCUCUGGAUGGACCCGACAUUUACUAUGACCCCCACCUGGAGACAUGGGAGAACUUCCUCUCGAAAGCCAUCGCCAAGUCCGGUCUGCACCAUCUGCCCUGUCAGCCCGGCACAUCCUCUCUGACCAGGACCGACCCGGAAGCUAAUAUCCGCAGCACCGUGGACUGGAGCGAGUCCGCGCUGUAUGGAGAUCAUAUCUGGUUUGAGACGAAUGUUUCUGGAGACUACUGCUAUGUGGGAGAACAGCACUGCAUUGCCAGGAUAAUGCAAAAGUCUGUCAGUCGGAGGAAGUGUGCUGCCUGUAAGAUUGUUGCUCACACCAUCUGCAUAGAACAACUGGAGAAGUUUCCCGGCUCUAAAGCCAUUGUUACGGACGCCUCGCUGCCCCUCAGUGACCCCAGCUUUAGAAUUAACUUCAGAUGUAAACCAUCAUUCAGAGACUCGGGCUCCAGAAAUAUCCGAGAGCCCAUUGUGGUUCGCCAUCACUGGGUGCAUCGGAGACGGCAGGAAGGCAAAUGUAAACAGUGCGGGAAGGGCUUCCAGCAGAAGUUUGCCUUCCACAGUAAGGAGAUUGUUGCCAUCAGUUGCUCCUGGUGCAAACAGGCUUACCACAACAAGGUUUCCUGCUUCAUGCUGCAGCAGAUUGAGGAGGCUUGCCAAAUGGGUGCUCAUGCUGCCCUCAUAGUUCCGCCCACAUGGAUCAUUCGAGUCAGACGCCAUCAGUCGUCUAUGAAGUCCAGCAAAAAGAAAAAAAGGACAUCCUUCAAGAGAAAAAGCAGCAAGAAAGGAGCCGAGGAAGGGCGGCAGUGGAAGCCAUUCAUAAUCCGACCCAUCCCGUCACCACUUAUGAAGCCACUGCUCGUAUUUGUCAAUCCCAAGAGUGGAGGAAACCAGGGCACUAAGAUUCUGCAGUCCUUCAUGUGGUAUCUGAACCCCCGACAGGUGUUUGACCUGAGCCAGGGAGGACCAAAGGAGGGGCUGGAGCUGUAUCGUAAAGUCCAUAACCUGAGGAUCCUGGCGUGUGGAGGAGAUGGCACUGUGGGCUGGAUCCUGUCGUGUCUUGACGAACUGGCAUUAACCCCCCAGCCUCCUGUUGCCGUGCUACCACUUGGGACAGGAAAUGACCUUGCUAGGACCCUUAACUGGGGAGGGGGCUACACGGACGAGCCCCUGUCUAAGAUCCUGUCCCACGUCGAGGAGGGAGCUGUGGUCCAGCUGGACCGGUGGAAUCUCCUGGUGGAACCGAACCACGGUGCAGGGGCUGAACCAGAUGAGCAGCAAACUGAUAAGCUUCCUCUAGAUGUGUUCAACAAUUACUUCAGCCUUGGAUUUGAUGCCCAUGUGACUCUUGAAUUUCACGAGUCCAGAGAGGCCAACCCGGAGAAGUUUAACAGUCGUUUCAGGAAUAAGAUGUUCUAUGCUGGGACAGCAUUCUCAGAUUUCCUGAUGGGAAGCUCCAAAGACCUGUCUAAGCACAUCAGAGUGGUGUGUGAUGGGACAGAUUUAACAUCAAAGGUUCAGGACUUGAAGCUACAGUGUCUGGUCUUCCUCAACAUCCCCCGGUAUUGUGCAGGCACUACACCCUGGGGAAACCCCAGUGAGCAUCAUGACUUUGAACCUCAGCGCCAUGACGAUGGAUACAUCGAAGUUAUCGGAUUCACGAUGACAUCACUGGCUACUCUUCAGGUUGGAGGUCAUGGUGAGAGGCUGAACCAGUGCAGAGAAGUCACCCUCACCACUACCAAACCUCUGCCAGUGCAGGUGGAUGGUGAACCCUGCAGACUUGCUCCGUCAGUCAUCCGUAUCAGCCUGAGAAACCAGGCCAACAUGGUUCAGAAAACCAAGCGACGAACCUCGAUACCACACCUCAAUGAUCAGCAGCCGGUCCCAGAGAGGCUGAGGAUCCGAGUGAGCCGGAUCAGUAUGAGCGACUACGAGGCUCUGCACUACGACAAGGACAAACUACGGCAAGCAUCCAUUCCUCUGGGACUGAUCGUGGUUCCCGGUGACAGCGACUUAGAGACCUGCAGAGAACACAUCCAGCGUUUGCAGGAGGAGGAGGCCGCUGAGCCAAAGAGUCUUUCCUCACAGAGGCUGUCUCCAAAGUGGUGUUUCCUUGACUCUACAACAGCCGAUCGUUUCUACAGGAUAGACAGAGCACAGGAACAUCUCAACUAUGUGUCAGAGAUCUCCCAGGAAGAGAUCUUCAUCCUGGACCCGGAACUUGUUGUUACGACCACCGUGGGGACCUCCCCCUCAGCCAUGCCUGACCUGGUUAACCCUGCCUCUAACCUGGGAAAGAGCAGGGACGACACCUCCAGUCAGAGCUCCAGUGAUCUCUUUGCCUGCCCCCCUGCUGACUCCACCGACUCACCUUCAUCCUGCGUUCCCAGUUCUUCCCAAAGGCAACGCAUCAACAGUGACAGCACCGCAGCAGACGCUCUGACACACAGUGCAGCACCUGUGGCUAGCAAGCUGAGCCGGGCGGGGUGCAUCCAUCGCUCCAACACCACAGGUGACACCCCGAGACACAGAUGGGACAGGAGCCAAAAGACGAGUGACACAGAAAAGGAGAGAGAAAAAGAGCUGUUGAUCGAGUGUGUGAAGAACAAGGACGUCAAGAAGCUGCAGGAGCUGCACCUGAAGGGGGCUGACCUCACAGUGCUGGACCAGUCAGGGUGCAGUUUGCUGCACCACGCUGUUACUACAGGAAGCAAAGAGAUGGUGCGCUACAUCCUUGACAAUGCUCCAGGUGAGCUGAUUGAUGUCACUGAAAACCUGCACGGGGAGACGGUCCUUCAUCAGGCUGCGUCUCUGUGUCACAGGACCAUCUGUCAUUAUCUGGUAGAAGCAGGAGCCUCACUCAUGAAAACAGACCUACUGGGCGACACCCCCAAGAACAGGGCUGAGAAGGCCCAGGAUGCUGAGCUGGCAGCCUACCUGGAGAACAGACAGCAUUACCAGAUGAUACAGAGAGAGGAUCAGGAAACGGCCGUGUGAAACAUUCCAGCUCUUCAUGAAGAGACGAGGAUGAGGAAGGCUCUGCCUCCUUCCUCAGACGAGCAGACUGAAAUAUCGAUGCCUUUGUGACAGGAGCUGGACUCAGAGUCCAGCCUAAUGCCGACACUCCUCAGAGAGAAGCUGUGCCAAAUAUGAUCUCAACAUGCAUUUAAUAACGAGGGCUUAUGUUUCAGAUCUUUAAGUCAUUUAUUUUUAUUUUAAAUAGCUUAGUAACAAUAAUAAUAAAUCAUUUCUUGUGAAAUCACCUGACUUGGAACGUCAGUUUGGGGGAGGGGCUUCAAUGUGAUUUAAAAAAAAAAAAAAAAAAAAACUUUAUUUCUUAUGACCAAUAA
This is a messenger RNA of Archocentrus centrarchus (flier cichlid), 4632 nucleotides long. Its product is annotated as diacylglycerol kinase zeta-like. Gene Ontology annotation, cellular component: glutamatergic synapse; plasma membrane. Lineage: Eukaryota; Metazoa; Chordata; Actinopteri; Cichliformes; Cichlidae. The coding region runs from base 362 to 4279 and encodes 1305 amino acids. Gene Ontology annotation, molecular function: protein binding; ATP-dependent diacylglycerol kinase activity. Gene Ontology annotation, biological process: phospholipase C-activating G protein-coupled receptor signaling pathway. The record is from RefSeq and is a predicted model, not a curated record. The transcript has 37 exons.